AGAGGUUAAGAGUGUGUAACGUUGUGAAGUGAAGAGUGGACAGAGGGAUGAUAUUGAAGUGUGUUAUGGCCGUUCCUUCGUGGAGGCUCAGUUGCAGUUGCUGCGCUUCUUCGUGCGUUAACACAGAGCAAUUACGUUCUCAACUCGAUCAUCUUCAUGCCGAGGCUCACACCACCAGAGCCAAGGCAAAUAAUGCUAGAUUGAGGCUUCUGCGACUGUCGGAGGCUGCAGAGAAGCUUCAAAGACAAGCCGCUUUAAGCAUUCAAAAAGGGGAUGAAAAUGAUGCGAGGGAAAUGCUUUUUCAGAGGAAGAAGGUGUUGCAGGCUUUAGACAAAUCUAAAGGACGCAUUGAAUUACUUGAUGAACUUUCCACUAAAUUGAGUCAGGCAAUAUCUUUGAAAGAAAGUCAGCUGAUUGGAAAUGUCACUAUGAAUUUGGAAGACAUGACCGAAGACACUUCAAGUGCAGUUCGAAUCAUUGCUCCAAAGAAGGAGGUUCAAGAAAAUUAUAAUAAGGUUGACUCAGAUCCCCAUAUGAUGAAAUUGAGCAAUAUUCAUGAUGUGCAGCUUUCCAUGGAAAGUGAAGGGAAUGCACUGGAUGAUAAAGAGAGCCAGAAUCUUCAGGAAUCCCUUAGAAUUGCCAGUUCAAAUCAAGAAAAUGUAGCCAGCAGCUUGUCAGAAAUAUCCUCUUAUGAGGAUUUCAUGGAACACAUAGAUAAAAAACUAAGUGAAAUUGAAGCUGAACUAGUUACUGUUUUGAAUGUCUCAACCUUGGUAUUGGAUAAUGAAGAGAGACCAAAGAAUUCCAGGUUGCAACAAACAAUGGAACUCCUUGAGAGCAUCCAUGGCAUUAGACAGAGAAUCAGAAGUACCAAGGAGGCAAAACUGUGGAUCUGAUCAAUUUUGUUUUGCUCAAGUCAUCUGCUUUCUCCAGGUGAGAACUAACUUCUUUGGGAAAAAAACUGCCACAAUUUUCUUUUAGCCCUCUGUCACUAAAUGUGGAAACCGGAAAGAUACAUUUGAGAUGCUUACUAUUAGUUUAUUUCAAUGAAAAGAGGUGUUGAUGUAUUGAUUUACCACUAUUCUUUCCAACCUGUAAUCGUCUGUUUGGUCAUAGAGGAGCAGUAAAUUAAGAAAAUUGCAUAAGGACUAAGGAUAGCUUAGUUAAGUUGUUUGUCCAUAUCUCACAAAGGAACGUACUAGUGAAGUAUUUUUGGAGUAGGACUCUCUGAGAUGUCCUUUGAAUUUUUAGAGUAAGCCUGCAGGUUACCACCCAAAGUUCUUAUUGUCGUCAUAACUCAUCAGGAAUUAGAUAUUAAAUCAUACACCGAUUGUGUAUCAGGCAGGAUAAAAGGUUUGUGGCUAUUUUUGGAGUUUGUAAAUGUGGAUUCCAUGAUUUACAUAUUGUAUAUACUUGCUUCAUGCAAUGCCAUAAAUUCCCAUCACCUGUUUGAGUGUACAGAAUCCAUGCAUACUUCAAAUGAAGAUUUGGCAUUCUUGCUAGCUUAAGAUAUCAGGAGCUUCUGCAACUUCGGAUGAAUUUGUGUUUAUGGGCUCUGGUAAAUUGUGUUAACAGUAGUAAUGAUAAGUAUUUACAGAUAACUCAUUUACUAAUCACUGACUAAAUCAUUUGUUUCAGUAUUAUUGCUAUUAUUUUAGCUACUUAAUUUCUAAUUUCAUCCUGGUGAUGUAUGCUACAAUCCUAAAUUUGUAUGCCCUAAUUGUUAUAAAAAGGUGAAAAUAUCACAAGUUUCCAACUAAUUGUGAUAAACUUGUU
Messenger RNA from Abrus precatorius (Indian licorice), 1776 nucleotides. RefSeq lists its product as uncharacterized. The coding region runs from base 48 to 896 and encodes 282 amino acids. The transcript is spliced from 4 exons. The record is from RefSeq and is a predicted model, not a curated record. Lineage: Eukaryota; Viridiplantae; Streptophyta; Magnoliopsida; Fabales; Fabaceae.